UGACAGCCCUCUGGUCUCCAGGAGAAGAUGCAGGUCUGCGCUGUGUGAGUGCGUGUCUGCGUGGAGAAGCGGGUCCGGGUGGGGCUCCCGGCAGGUGGUGGCCCGCGCCCUGAGGCGAGCUGGUGUGCUUCCCGCGUGCCUGCCGCUUUGGUGGGGUUUAUGAUCUGCUGUGCUCGUUCGCAUUCAAAAGAUGGAGUUCAUAUUCCAAGGCUGAAGAUGGUGGACAUUUGGGGGCACAGAUAAGCCUUCGGAUCAGGUUUUUACCCAUCUCCGACGACGCGGCCCGAGUAGUUAUGGUCAAUUAUGGAGAAUAACCAGGAAACUCAUCCCAAAAGGGAUGGUGAAUUGGUUUCUGAUAAAAUAAAUUUUAAAAUAGAAGAGGAAGAUGGUGUUCGCAUCCCUAAUCACAGUUUGGAAGGAGUGGCGAUUAAGAGGGAGCAGGACAGGCCCGGGGCGGAGCGAGGUGGGGAGCAGACAGAGGCAAGGGAGGCGGGCGGGGGCCGCGAGCCCCACGGGCAGUGCCUCCCCGCCGACCAGGAGGAGGAGUAUGGGGCUCUGUUCUCCCAGUACAGCAGCACACUGUACGACUUGGCCACGGAGGCCGUGACGCAGAGCCUCCUCUUGGGCCGGGGCGCAGGCUCCAGGAAGAAGUCGCCGGCCUGGAAGCAUUUCUUCAUCUCCCCGCGGGACAGCACGAAAGCCAUCUGCACGUACUGCAUGAAGGAGUUCAGCGGAGGGAAGAAUGAGAAGGACCUGAGCACCAGCUGCCUCAUGCUGCACGUGAGGAGGGCGCACCCCACCAUGCUGGGCCAGGAGACCUGCGGCGGCUGGCCGGCCCUGCCCUCCCUGUCGCCCCCGCCUCUGCGGCUGCCGCCACAGCCCGCCAACGCCGGAGACCUGGGCGCCACGCGCUCACCCCUCAAGCUCGCCCCAAAGCUGGCAUCCAAGGUGCUGUCCCCCUACGACGUGACGGAGGAGCCUGUGGUCCCCUCUGAAGACGUCCCCCCAGACACGUCUGCCCCUGAUAGGUAUGGGCGGGAGGAGUCCCUGGGGGGGCCGCCGCACCUGCCCCCGCUGCCAGGCGAGGAGAGCGCGGAGAACAGGCUGGAGAGAAACCCGCCACUCCCCAAGGGCACGUCGGGGUCCCGCAGGCGGUCGGCUGUGUGGAAGCACUUCUACCUGUCGCCGCUAGACAACUCCAAGGCCAUGUGCGUCCACUGCAUGAACGAGUUCAGCCGGGGCAAGAACGGGAAGGACCUGGGCACCAGCUGCCUCAUCAGGCACAUGUGGCGGGCAUACUGCUCCAUCCUGCUGCUGGAGAACGGCGGGGGCUCGGGCAUCCCGCCGCUGUACGCCGCGCCCCCCACGCUGCUGCCCGCCCUGCCGCCUCCCGACGGAGACCCGGCUGCCCGGGCGUCCCCCUCGGCGUCCUUCCCGGACCGGCUGCCCGAGGAGCUGCAGGUGCGUCUGAGCGCCAGAGACCCGCUGACGGAGGACACUGCGCCGGCCUCGGACGACGUGGGCGCGGCCUCGCUGGCGUCCUCCCCAGAGAAGAUGCAGGCUGGCGGCCUGAGCCCCGGCCCGCUGGACUGUGGCGCUGGGUCCCAGCAGAGAAAGGAGGUGAUAAAGAGGCUGAAGUCGGAGGUGUGGCAGCACUUCUCGCUGGCGCCCACCUACAGCCUCAAGGCCCUGUGCCGACACUGCGCCUGCGUCAUCAGUCGGGGCCGCAGGGGCGACGUGGGCACCAGCUGUCUGAUGCGGCACCUGUACCGCCGGCACGCAGACGUCCUGGGCGCCCCGAACGGCGCGCUGGGCGCCAGCCUGGCCAACUCCCCCUACGCCACGCUGGCCUCAGCGGAAGGCGCCGCUUCCAGAUCGAGUGACCUGCCCUCCCUGGUCCCGAGAAACAGUCCGGUCCUCUUUCCUGUGAGCAGCAAGAAGACCUCCAAGCUGUGGAACCACUUCUCCAUCUGCUCCGCGGACCCCACGAAGGUCGUGUGCCUGCACUGCGGCCGCACCAUCAGCCGGGGCAAGAAGCCCACCAACCUGGGCACCAGCUGCCUCCUGCGCCACCUGCAGCGGUUCCACAGCGGCGUGCUCAAGGCCGACGCGCCCCGGGCCGCGCGGCCUUCCUCGCCCGGCCCGCGGGGGCCCCUGAGCGCCCAGCUGCCCGGAGCCACCUCCUUCGAAGACCCCAACGAGAAGUUCUACGAUUCUCAUCCCGUUGCCAAAAAAAUCACGAGUCUCAUAGCUGAGAUGAUUGCACUCGACCUCCAGCCAUACUCCUUCGUAGACAACGUUGGCUUUAACAGGCUGCUUGAAUACUUGAAACCUCAGUACUCUGUACCCUCCCCAUCCUACUUCUCGAGGACGGCCAUCCCAGGGAUGUACAAUAAUGUGAAGCAGGUAGUCCUGUCGCACCUGAAGGAGGAGGAGAGCUGCGUGGUCCACUUCACGUCCGGGAUCUGGAUGAGCACGCAGACCCGCGAGUACCUGACGCUCACCGCCCACUGGGUCACCUUCGCAUCGUCGGCCCGGCCGUACCUCGAGGACCACCACAGCUCGGCCCUGCUGGACGUGUCGCAGGUGGACUGCGACUACAGCGGCAGCAGCAUCCUGAAGCAGCUGGAGGGCUGGUGGGAGGCCUGGGUGACGUCCAGCGACCUGCAAGUGGGCAUCACAGUCACCGACAACCCGAGCAUCGGGAAGAUGCUGAGCGAGGGGGAGCGGGCCGGCGGGCAGUGCUUCAGCCACACGGUCAACCUGGUGGUCAGCGAGGCCCUCAAGAGCCAGCGCAUGGUCCAGAGCCCGCUGAGCACCGCGCGGAAGCCGUGCAAGCGGGUGCAGCGCUCGCCCCGGGCCAAGGAGAAGCUGGCGGGGCUGCAGAGGGCCUAUGGGCUGCCGCCGCACCACCUCCUGCAGGACGUCCCGUCCAGGUGGAGCACGUCCUUGCUAUCUAGAUAA
This is a messenger RNA of Mustela lutreola (European mink), 2964 nucleotides long. RefSeq names its product zinc finger BED domain-containing protein 4-like. NCBI's taxonomy places the organism in Eukaryota, Metazoa, Chordata, Mammalia, Carnivora, Mustelidae. Gene Ontology annotation, molecular function: DNA binding. The record is from RefSeq and is a predicted model, not a curated record.